This is a messenger RNA of Carcharodon carcharias (great white shark), 1481 nucleotides long. It is a transcript of the gene ephx4, whose product is annotated as epoxide hydrolase 4. Lineage: Eukaryota; Metazoa; Chordata; Chondrichthyes; Lamniformes; Lamnidae. Bases 117 to 1208 code for a protein of 363 amino acids. The transcript has 7 exons. The record is from RefSeq and is a predicted model, not a curated record. Gene Ontology annotation, molecular function: hydrolase activity.
AGUUUGAGGGGAUCUUCCUUGGCGCCCGCUGCACUGAAGGUGAAUCUGCCGGAGUGAGGGAGAGGGAUCUUUCAGUGGAUCGAUCGCUGGCGAGAGCCCUCCUCCCCAGUCGGACUAUGGUGAACCUGCUCUGCGAAUUCCUGAUGUUGACAACUCGACUCCUUGUGAAAUCCAGGAAGCUGCUGCUCUGGGCUCUGACUUACAGUUUCUGUGGGCUCUGUGCCUGCCUGGUCUUGCUGAAACUUUUGUGGCACAUAAUCAGGAAACCAACAGAGACCUUUCAGUGGAUUGUCCGCGAAACUCUGCCCGCCUGCUUAAACGACACGUCCCUGGGAACACACUGUUAUGUACGAAUUAAGGAGUCAGGAUUAAGGUUCCACUAUGUUGCUGCUGGGGAAAGAGGCAAACCCCUUAUGCUGCUGCUGCAUGGAUUCCCAGAGUUCUGGUACUCUUGGCGUUAUCAGCUUCAAGAAUUUAAGAGUGAAUUCCGAGUGGUUGCAGUUGAUUUACGAGGAUACGGGGAAUCAGAUGCGCCCAUUGGUCGAGAAAACUACCAGCUGGAUUGUUUGAUCACAGACGUAAAAGACAUUGUGGAUUCCCUCGGCUACAAGAAAUGUGUCCUGAUUGGCCAUGAUUGGGGUGGAUUAAUCGCCUGGUGUUUUGCUAUCUAUUAUCCUGAGAUGAUAAGUAAGAUUGUCGUUUUGAACUGCCCACAUCCUACAGCUUUUUGUGAUUACAUGGUACGACAUCCCUCCCAGCUGAUAAAGUCAAGUUACUUUUUCUUUUUCCAAGUGCCAUGGCUUCCUGAAUUUGUUCUUACAAUAAGUGAUUUCAAGGUGUUGAAGUACUUAUUCACAAGUCAGAGCACAGGCAUUAGGACAAAUGGCUGCAAGAUGACUGCGGAUGAGAUUGAAGCCUAUCUGUACAUCUUUUCCCAGCCUGGAGCCUUCGCUGGACCACUCAGCCACUUCAGAAACAUAUUCAGUAGCCUUCCCCUGAAUCAGAAUGAGGUGAUGUCACCCACCCUGUUGCUGUGGGGAGAGAAGGAAGAAUUUCUGGAAUUCAGAAUGGCCGAAGUCACAAAGACAUAUGUGAGGAAUUACUUCAGACUGAAUAUUGUGCCCAAGGCCAGCCACUGGCUUCAACAGGACCAACCAGAAACAGUUAAUAAUUUAAUCUGGGCAUUUUUAAAGGAGGUUGACCAGUAAAACAUGUUGUCACUGAUGAUAUGAUUUAAGACGAGAAGAUUUUGCGACAGUUCCAGUGUCAAAAGUAAAUGUUUUUCUGUGUCGCUUAACUCUAGCCAAUCCCCCUUUACAUGUGCUGUCUGAAAUCUUUCAGUGGUGCUGAAUGAAGGUCUGCUUGUAAGGUUCGUACUUUGUUCAAGCACUAUUUAUUAGGCUACAUGUAAUUCUGCGCAGUAACCAUUUAAAGCUGUGGUGUCCCUUUACAAAAUGUGCAUUAACAAUAAUAAGUGUGUG